AAGAUGGCAGUGGGAGGUGGUGCACGAAUUUUUCUCCUCGUAAUUUUAUGUAUUUUCUUGUUGAAAUCAUGUAACGGGGCCGCGACAGACAUUGAAUUAGAUGCUAAGGCACAGUUGUUGCACAGACUCGAUAGUUUGAAUCUCCUAUUAUAUACAUUUCUAUUAAUAUUAACUGUUUUAACAAUAUGGACAUUUAAGCAUCGUCGACUCAGGUUCCUCCAUGAAACUGGUCUAGCUGUCAUUUACGGAUUAAUUAUAGGAGCAAUAAUUCGUUAUGGCUUUAGAACAAACAGCACCAUUCUCCAUAUGCCUGUUGUGCCAGACAACAGUAGUAAAUACAACCAAUCAGUUCCUCCUGAUACGCUAUGGUUACGUUUUCCAGAAGAUAAAGGAGGUGGUGUUAUUAAGAACAAAACGUUUGCUUAUUCCUUCCGAGGAGAAAUUUAUAAACAAGAUAAUGAAAUUGAUCUAAAGGCCACCUUUGAUCCUGAAAUAUUUUUUAAUAUUAUUUUACCACCAAUCAUUUUUCACGCUGGCUACAGCUUGAAGCGGAAAUACUUUUUUAGAAAUUUAGGAGCAAUCCUUAUGUAUGCUUUAAUUGGAACAACAAUUUCAGCAUUUGUUAUUGGGGCUUUGAUGUAUGCCUUUGUACAAUUAAUACCACACCUUUCUGCGUCAUUCACAUUUUUGGAUACUUUAUAUUUCGGAGCAUUAAUAUCUCCUACGGAUCCGUUGACAAUAAUUUCUAUUUUUAAUGAUUUACAUGUAGAUGUGAAUUUGUAUGCUUUGGUAUUCGGAGAAAGUGUUUUAAAUGAUGCAGUUGCAAUCGUACUUAGCGGUUCUAUACAGAAUUAUGGAGAACGUUAUCAGUCAGGUUCUGGUGGAUUUGAAACUGUAGCAUUUUUCCAAGCAUUUGGCGAUUUUGUCGGAAUAUUCAGUCUAUCUUUAUUUAUUGGUGCUACAAUGGGCUGCAUUACAGCGUUGUUAACUAAAUUCACCAGAGUCAGAGAUUUUCCUCUACUAGAGUCGGCAUUAUUUGUGUUAAUGUCGUAUAGUACUUUUUUGAUUGCUGAGGCGUCUGACCUUACAGGCGUGGUUGCCGUCUUAUUCUGUGGUAUAUGUCAAGCACAUUAUACUUAUAACAAUUUAAGCCCAGACUCGCGUCAACGAACGAAACAACUGUUUGAACUUCUGAACUUUUUAGCUGAAAAUUUUAUAUUCAGUUAUAUUGGUGUUUCGAUGUUUACAUUCCCGAAACAUCACUUUGAUCCAGGAUUUAUUUUUGCAGGAUUUCUAUGCGCAUUAUUAGGCCGCGCAGCGAAUGUAUAUCCGUUAUCAUUCAUAUUAAAUUUGGCACGGAAGCCGAAAAUAUCGCUGAAUUAUCAGCAUAUGUUGUUCUUCGCUGGAUUACGAGGAGCUAUGAGCUUCGCUUUAGCCAUCAGAAAUACCGUGUCAGAUGCUCGACAAGCUAUGUUAACAACAACAAGCUUAAUUGUAAUUCUGACAGUCAUUUUCCAAGGUGGAGCAACCACUCAAUUUUUAAGCUGGUUUAAUAUACCAGUUGGAGUAGAUGAAGAAAUAGAAGGAUUAUCACACAAUGGAAUGCGCAGUUCUGGUGGCGAAGGUGGCUUUGGCGAUCUGGACAUGCGUAGGGAGAGAAGUCCUCCGUAUAAUUCUAUACAGGAUGGAUCGUUACCAGGCAGUGGUGCGAAACCUAAUGAAAAAGCAUUACUUGCCAGAAUCUGGGGCGAUUUUGAUACUCGCUAUAUGAAGCCACUUCUAACUCACUCCAGGCCUACAUUACUGGAGACACUACCUGUGUGUUGUGGUCCUCUAGCCAGGAUUCUUACGACAACACAACAAAUGACACAGGACGAAGCUAUUAGAAAAGCAGAUUCAGAUUCUGAUUUUUGCCUCGAAGAUCGUGAAAUGGAACGACGAAGGACUAGUGUUCAACCGGUGAGUUUUCAUCAACCUAAUCUCAAUUACACUAUUAAUCCGUGCUAUCAACCUAACAACACAGAUGCCACUAAUCCAGACGAACCUUAUGUAAUUCUUAACUUACACAGAAGGUAGAAAUAAAUGUAUUUCAAUGAAAAUAUUUAGAUUUUGUACAAAACUGA
Molecule: messenger RNA, 2123 nt
Organism: Dufourea novaeangliae
Lineage: Eukaryota; Metazoa; Arthropoda; Insecta; Hymenoptera; Halictidae
Gene: Nhe3
Product: sodium/hydrogen exchanger 7
Exons: 12
Coding region: 4-2076 (690 amino acids)
Biological process (GO): proton transmembrane transport; sodium ion transport; regulation of pH
Cellular component (GO): recycling endosome; membrane
Molecular function (GO): sodium:proton antiporter activity
Source: RefSeq, a predicted model, not a curated record